UGGACAAAAACAAACCUCGGGAGGCUCCUGCAAGACCCAUAAACACCAGCAGCGGCUCACAGGGAGCAGAGCCUGCAGGAGGAAACAACCAGAACCAUCAGCAAACUCCACCAGAGGUACCAGAAGUGGUGAAAGCUAACACACCAGUGACACCAGUACCUGCCGCUGAUACCACCACCACCACUACCACCGGUUCAGGAACCACCGGAGCCUCUGGUCUGGGGUUCAAAGCCAGAACAGGGUCACGGUCCAGCCCCAGAACUGGAUCCCGACUGCAGACUUCAUCAAGGCUGGUCUCAGCCGGAGCUGUUGUUCCGGGGGAUGGGGCGGUGCAGACUAAACCAAACCAGAGCAAAGAGCAGGCGGAGAAGAAGAACCAGGCCAUCAACCAGCUGAGGAAGCUGCUCAUCCAGGGGAACAAGAAGGUGGAGGCUCUGGCUACAGUCAUCCAACAUCUCUUCACUGAGCGUGAAGAGUCCAUGAAGCAGAAGAAGGAGCUGUCACUGGAGCUGGCAAACCUCCGAGAUGAGCUGGUGGCGUCAGCUCAGUGGUGCAAGCAUCUGCAGAAGGAGAAAGAGGAGGUGCGUGCCAGCCUGGAGGAGGCCCUGAAGAGGCUGGAGGAGCAGCACAAGGGGGAGCUGGUGCAGCUGGAGGACAGAUUGAGGAGUUUUUACCAAACAGAGUGGGACAAAGUCCACCAGACGUACCAGGAGGAGGCCGACAAGUGCCGCCUGCUGAUGGAGCAGCAGGUGGACGAGCUGAGGAGCCGACAAGAAACGGAGAGGAAGAACCAGGAAGUGAGUCACAGCAAGAACAUGGAGUCCGUAAAACUGGAGUAUGAAACAUCUAUAGGAGAGCUGAAAAGGAUUCAUCACACAGAUCUGGAGAAUCUUCAGAAAGCGGUGAAGGAGACUGAAGCGUCGCUCAAUGAGAAAGUAUCGGAGCUGUCGGCAGAAAAGGAUACUCUGAACGAGAAGCUGAAAGCAGAAGAGGAGAGGAGGAGACACAUACUCAGCGACAAGAAUCUGAAGGACUCCCACACGGUGUACCUGGAGCAGGAGCUGGAGAGUCUCAAGGUGGUGCUGGAGAUCAAGAACACCCAACUGCACCAGAAGGACAAGAAGCUGAUGGAGAUGAACAAACUGGUGGAGACUAACGUGAAGCUAGAGGAGUGUUUGAAUAAGGUCCAACAGGAGAACGAGGACUACAGGGCCAGGAUGGACAAACACGCAGCUCUCUCCAGGCAACUGUCCACAGAGCAGGCCAAACUCCAGCAGACGCUGCAGAAGGAGUCCAAGGUCAACAAGCGUCUGUCCAUGGAGAACGAGGAGCUACUGUGGAAACUGCACAACGGAGACCUGCUCGCCAGUCCCAGCCGCCGUCUGUCACCCACCUCACCCUUCGGCUCACCCCGGAACUCUGCCUCCUUCCCCACAGCUGCACCCGUAUCGCCGAGAUAACCCCGACAAACGAUGAACAGCAUCCCAUCCCUCUGCUCAUUGACCUCUUGACACGAAGACUUCCGUCUCAGCGGUGUCGUUGGAUGUUGGUGUUGAACUUGUAAUUAAGAAAAGAAAUUAUAUUAAAGACUCUUAUUUUGAAAGUGAAAUGACAUUGCAGUGGCACCGAUGCACUUAAGUGUGAGCGUGGGACUAGCCUUGCGCUCUAUCAAGAGCCUGUUCUCCUACAAACUUUUCUUCUUUUUCUGAAGAAAACCUAAACAACAGGCACAUCUCAGGGUCUGUACAUAUCGCCUCACUCUCGUUGUGACUAUCCUUAAACGUUUUAUUUUGGUUGUUAUGUUGUAAAGUUAAAGCUCAGCUCAUCCUGAUCUCUCAUUAUAGCCUUUUUUGAAGGCGCAGGGUGAGAACAAACCUUGGAUUUGAGGCGUUUGUGGAAACAGACUCUGAGUUGUUUGGGUUUGGUGAAUCAUAAGGCAAAAAAGAAGAGGUACUUUUGGUGGAGUAGCAUGGAUUAUUAUUUUUUUUGCCUUUUUCCUUCUUUUAAAGAGGACGUUAUUUCUCCCCAAAGAGCGAGGCUCAAUCAUGGAUCUGCUUUGUAUCUCUGGAUGAAGCAUAAGGACUUGAUGUGCUCCUGUUGGAAGAAACGAGAACAAAUAUUCAGUUUGUUGAUCCAAGGAACUUUCCUGAAUUACUGACAUGAACCUUUGAUCCAAUGGAUGUCUGUUCCUUCUGUGAGCUCCUCACAACCUCUACCUUAAUCUACUUUGUGGAAUGUAAUCACCCUUGGAUGUUAAAUCUGAGCAGGCCAGUGCAGACUCACACACACACACACACACACACACACAUCUUCUCAGAGCCAAAUAUGCAGUUUAUUUAAGUGUUCAUCCCCCUCCUCGGCUCUUAUAUCCCUUCAUCUCUUUUUAGUAAAGACAUACAACCCCACACAUCCUCUGAAAACGCCUUGUGCCCAAAGAGAAAUAAGACAAAGUUGAACCAAUGACUGAUCAUUUAUUUAUCCGUCUUUGCUUUGGGUCACUUAUUCAAUCAUCAGUGAUCGUUUCCACAGAGAAAUCUCCCUUAAACCAACACUCUGGUUUGACUAAUCCCAACAAAUAAAACUCUGUGUGUCUGGUGUUCAUCCUGGAAACCUCAGAUGUACCCGUAUUGCCUCAGUGUACCAUGUUCUGCUUUACUUUGGACACAGAAUAAAUACAGUAUGAAAUAUGA
Messenger RNA from Labrus bergylta (ballan wrasse), 2690 nucleotides. NCBI's taxonomy places the organism in Eukaryota, Metazoa, Chordata, Actinopteri, Labriformes, Labridae. The record is from RefSeq and is a predicted model, not a curated record.